Messenger RNA from Funneliformis caledonium, 636 nucleotides. Lineage: Eukaryota; Fungi; Glomeromycota; Glomeromycetes; Glomerales; Glomeraceae. The record is from the annotation of a GenBank genome assembly.
AUGUCUACGUUGACAAUAUUAGUUGGUCGAUUUAUGCCUGUGAUAGUUUUAUCACUCGUGGGUUAUACAUACUACGUCUUUGUAUAUCGGAUAUGUGUUAAACGUUUAAUAAAUUACAAUAGAACUACACAAGCUGUGAUAUAUCUGGUAAUUUACAACAUUUUGUUUAUAAUGACUUUACUAUCAUACGUUAAAGUUUUAUUUCAAGAUCCUGGAUCACCUUCAAAACCACAGAAACGUACACCGCAACAAUCAAGUACGCAGUCGGAGAAUGAUGACACCAUCAAUGUAUCCCAACCACAACCAACAGUACAAUCAACAUUUACUAUUCAUCAUUUUAAUCCUGUAACGAAUCCAAUAAAUACAUCAAAUGCUGAUGCUUUAUUACAAAUGGAAAAUGCUUUUGUUAAAAGUAAUGCUUCCCCUGCAACGGGAAAUGUCACAACUUCCAACCUUCCAAAUCCCCCUUCAAGUGUAAUGAUACCAAUGCCAAGUACUUUUAUAAGUAAAAGGGAUGGAAGGUUAAGAUGGUGUGAUAGAUGUAAUUAUGUGAAAUCUGAUCGGUGUCAUCAUUGUUCUGAAUGCGAUACGUGUGUGUUAAAAAUGGAUCAUCAUUGUCCGUGGGUUAACGGUUGC